This is a messenger RNA of Acanthopagrus latus (yellowfin seabream), 1128 nucleotides long. RefSeq names its product muscle-specific beta 1 integrin binding protein (gene mibp). The record is from RefSeq and is a predicted model, not a curated record. The transcript has 8 exons. Gene Ontology annotation, cellular component: cytoplasm. The coding region runs from base 221 to 826 and encodes 201 amino acids. Lineage: Eukaryota; Metazoa; Chordata; Actinopteri; Spariformes; Sparidae.
UAGUGACGCAACACUACAUAGGCUGGGUAUAAACUGCAGGACCUCGCGCUCUCAGUCAAUGGAGCAGUAGAGAGAAAAGUUAUCGAGAGCAGGAGUUUAGUCCACAAGCUACUGAAGUGGGUUAACUUCUGGAUUUUUAUCCUCGGCUUUGUUAAAAAAAAAAAAAACACUCAGUGUCUUCAGCUGACAUUGAGCAGGGCUGUCGAGAAGAGAAGAAAAGAUGAACUACAUUAUAGGAAUUGGCGGAGUCACUAAUGGUGGUAAAACCACCCUGACAAAUAAGUUGAUCAAGACAUUGCCCAACUGCUGUGUUGUGCACCAAGACGACUUUUUCAAGAAACCUGAUCAGAUAGAAGUCGGGGAGGACGGCUUUAAACAAUGGGAUGUGAUCACAGCAUUGGAUAUGGAGGCCAUGACCAACACAGUAAAAGGCUGGAUUGAGAACCCAGUGAAGUUCGCCCGUUCCCACGGCGUCACUCUCUCUCCUGAAUCCAAUGUGGCCGACCCCGACGAGCAGACCCAUAUCCUGAUCGUGGAGGGCUUCUUGCUCUACAACUACCCGCCUCUGCUGGACGUUUUCAACAAGUGCUAUUACAUAACAAUUCCCUACGAGGAGUGCAAAAGAAGGAGAAGUACAAGACAAUACACUGUCCCCGACCCUCCCGGCCUGUUUGAUGGCCAUGUGUGGCCAAUGUACCUGAAGCACAGGACACUGAUGGAGAACUGCAGUUUGAGUAUUGAGUACCUGGAUGGAUUGAAACACAAAGAGGAGAUCUACAACCAGGUGUAUGAGGAUAUUCAGAACAACCUGCUCAAUCGUUUAUAGCAGGAAGACAGCCUCGCCAUCCUUGUACAGAAAUUGUAAAUAGUUGGAAGGAUUCUUUUUUUAUGGAGCUUUUUGUAAUUGUAUUCUUUGUUUGUAAAUGCAACAACGCCAUGUUAAUUUAUCAUUCUCUUUUUAGUCAUCUUUAGAUGAUCAAUAUUUUUGUUUUUUCUUUUUAAAAAGUUAUUGUUGAACGGAUCAUUAUUAUAUUACUUUUAUGUCAAACCACUGACUUGUACUGGACCAUUUGUCACAUUCUCCUACAAAUAAAUGUGUCGGUAGCUGAUGAAAUACAAACCAUCAAA